This is a messenger RNA of Oryzias latipes (Japanese medaka), 3157 nucleotides long. RefSeq names its product syntrophin, gamma 1 (gene sntg1). Gene Ontology annotation, molecular function: structural molecule activity; protein binding. The record is from RefSeq and is a predicted model, not a curated record. Gene Ontology annotation, cellular component: dystrophin-associated glycoprotein complex; intracellular anatomical structure. NCBI's taxonomy places the organism in Eukaryota, Metazoa, Chordata, Actinopteri, Beloniformes, Adrianichthyidae.
UCAACGCAGACGUGAUUGGUGGAAGGAAGAAAAAAAUCUUUAGGACGUGUUGUGGUUUUUAUUUUUUCAAUGCAAAGCGGGGAGUCAUGUCAUCUUAAUGGCACCAGAGUUGCGCGGCAGCCUCGUGUAAACGCAGACGGGCAGCGCGCGCGGAACGAGCUCCAGUCCUGUUGGCAGCGCGAUGAUGCGCGGCAGAGGCGGACCGGUGGCUGACGAGCUGGACCCGCUGCCGGGGAUGUCGACGGAGAGGAGCCCCUGAAUCCGGGCAAACAUAAUGGACAAACGUGCCGCUCCGUCCAUCCAUCCGCCGCCCCUCGUUCCCUCAUCGCCUCUGCGUAGUGGACGUGGAUGCCGUGUGGGCGAUGCUGCCACAAGGGAUGCUUUGUGUGUGACUGCGCCGCGAUGUUUCGCAGCCGUCGCAUAAAUUAGAACAAGAAAAGCCGAUCGGAAGGCAACAAAUCUAAGGAAACAUCACCACCUGUUACCAGAAAGGUCUGACAGCCAUGAUCCGGAGAGGCCCCCUGCCACGGCUGAGUUUGGGGAUCAACUCUUCUCUCCAUGGCUAGACCUCACUGCACAAAGAGCCGGGGGCCUUUCUGCUGAGAAUCCUUUACUGCAUAGUAGCACAUGGAUUUCAAGACUUCAAAUGAAGAGACAAAGACUGGGAUUUAUUUGAUGCAAGAAGGUAAUGAGGAGCCAUUUAAUGUUCGACUGCACUUGGCCAAAGAUAUUCUGACCAUUCAGGAACAAGAUGUCAUCUGUGUGUCGGGAGAACCUUUUUAUUCAAGUGAGAGGACUGUAACGAUCCGGAGGCAGACCAUCGGCGGCUUUGGCCUGAGCAUCAAGGGUGGAGCGGAGCAUAAAAUCCCUGUUGUCAUAUCAAAAAUUUCAAAAGAACAAAAAGCUGAGCUCUCUGGGUUGCUGUUCAUUGGAGACGGCAUCCUUCAGAUAAAUGGAAUAAACGUCAGAAGCUAUCGCCAUGAGGAAGUGGUGCAAGUUCUGAGGAAUGCGGGUGAAGAAGUGACUUUAACCGUGUCUUUUUUGAAGAAGACCCCAGCGUUUCUGAAGCUACCCCUCUGCGAGGACUGCACAUGCAUCCCCAGUGAUCAGAGUAGUGGGACCUCCUCUCCUCUGUGCGACAGUGGCCUGCACUUGAACUACCAUCCUAACAAUACGGACACGCUGUCCUGCUCCUCCUGGCCCACAUCUACAGGUCUCCGCUGGGAGAAGAGAUGGGUGGACCUGCGACUCAUUCCUCUGCUGCACUCACACCUGUCGCAGUACAUGCCCGGCUCUGACACCUGCAGAAAAAAUGCUUUCCAAGUCAUAGCUGUGGAUGGUGUGUGCAGUGGAGUUCUGCAGUUCCCCACCGCUGAAGACUGCUUGGACUGGCUUCAUGCAAUAGCGAGCAACAUUUCCAGUCUCACCAAGCACAAUGUGAAGAAGAUUAACCGGAACUUUCCAGUCAAUCAGCAGAUCAUCUACAUGGGCUGGGUCGACGAGAAGGAACAGGACUCCGUUCAGGAUCGAAUGUACACACCUAAGUUCCUCGCUUUGAGGGGUUCCUCACUUUUCAAGUUCACAGCACCCCCAGUGACAACAUGGGACUGGACCCGAGCUGAGAAAAGCUUUACUGUGUACGAGAUCAUGUCCAAGAUUUUAAAGGAAAAUGACCUUCUGGACAAGAGGAGGCACUGCUUUAGCGUCCAGACGGAGAGUGGGGAGGACAUGUUCUUCAGCGUGGAGCUGGAGUGCGACCUGCUGGUCUGGGAGAAGGCUUUUCAGAUGGCCACGUUCCUGGAGGUGGAAAGAAUCCAGUCUAAAACGUACGCUUGUAUCAUGGAGAGCCACCUAAUGGGACUCACGAUUGACUUCAGCAUGGGCUUUGUGUGCUUUGAUGCUGCUUCAAAGGCGGUUUUGUGGAGGUACAAGUUCUCCCAACUGAAGGGAUCAUCUGACGACGGAAAGAGCAAGAUCAAGUUUUUAUUCCAAAACCAAGAAUCCAAAUCUAUCGAAGCAAAGGAGCUGGAGUUCUCAAACCUCUUUGCUGUACUUCACUGUAUUCACGCUUUUUUUGCUGCCAAAGUUGCUUGUCUGGACCCCGUGUUUUUGGAGAGCCAAGGCACGGCAGCAAACGCCGGGAUUCCCUCUCUGUCCAGUCUCUCCUGCAACUCACAGACGCCCAAACUUAAAUACACCACCUGACAGGUGCUGCCCUCCCUGGAGCCUGCAAACAGUCGUGAACGUGGCCUAAAAAAAGUGAACCGGAGCUCUGGAAAACGAUCACCUUUUGACUGUCAGACAGCGGCGCGUGACGAGGGAAUAAAAGGUCUGUCCGGAAGUGCUCUGCUGGAAAUCCCAGGAUUUCUGGAAAAACUUUGGACCUGACUUUGAAUCUUUAACUCGCCUAGAGACUCUACAAUAUAAAAACGUGCAAUUAAAAGUAUUUUUAAGUGAAUUUGUCUUUCUUUGAAUUAUAGUACUUAUAGAACACAUCGUUAUGGAAAAUGCAGUACUUUUCCCAUCUCUUUUUCUAUGUAACUCUGUUAAAAACCAGGGGUCAGAUGCAUAAAACUGUAGUUUCAUGAAUAAAACUCCAUCGUUUCAGUUCAAUUUCAAAAUCUGUUUAUUUUUUUCUAGCAAAAGUCAAAAGGAUGAAAGCAGUAGUAAAGGCAAAAAGCACAAUGUUAUGUAAACGCUAUUGUUGAAGCAGAGGCAAUACAUUUGCAACCAAAAAAAGAAGAUAAGCAAUUAAUUAAACUAAAAUUCUGACAGAUCUCCAGCUAAUAAACUACCAUUUUUGAACCGACAAGUAUUUAAAGCUUUGCAGAUACAUAUACAGCUAUUACAAAAAUAAAAAUCUGCAAUCGUUUUCUGUCACUUUCUUAUUUCUAUUCAAACAAACCUGCUUUUACACACUUUUCCUUUUCCAAAUGCAGGAAAAUAUAUGCCUGUUUUUUUAUGUUAUAGUGUGUGUGCAUCAUUUACACACCUGCCCCCUGCAGUUACAGCUGAACAACAUUGAGCCCUUUCAUCCACUUAAAAUUCUGCUUCAUUUGAGCAGGGAAAUUUCUACCAAAAAACAAUAUAUAUAAGGAACAAAUUCUAUCUUUUGUACUGUAUGAAUUAAAAUGUAUUUUCCUUCUAAAUCCAACAA